GACGAAAACAGUAAUUAACUCUUUGAGUACAGAGGUACAAGAUGAACAAACAGCCAUUAGAGACAUAACUUACUUCCUUCCAGAUAUUUGCAUGAUCAAUACGAGCACGGACAUCAAAUCAAAAUUUAACUCCGUUCCAAAAUCAUCCAUUUCACGUCCGGCAUCAUUCUUAAAAAAAAACCACACCUUGUCAUUGAAUGGUGUAAACUAACCGUAUCAGCUAUGUCUGUAUCUAAUCACCAUCGUUCAAAUUCCGACGGAAAGCAACGGCGGUUAUUUCCGUUUUGGCAAUCGUCGACAAAUAAUCUUCAAUUUCAGAGUAACAAUAGCAACGGAAACGGUGUCGUAUCGACUGGCCGUUCUUCAAAUAAGUUGUCAUCGGUGGCGAAAUCUCUUCUGCCAGCUAGGCGACGGCUCCGGCUUGAUCCGGCUAACAAUCUCUACUUUCCGUAUGAGCCUGGUAAACAGGUGAGAAGCGCUGUUCGGAUCAAGAAUCAUAGCAGUUCUCAUGUUGCUUUUAAGUUUCAAACCACCGCACCUAAGAGCUGUUAUAUGCGACCUCCUGGUGGCGUUCUGGCUCCUGGGGAAAGCCUCAUUGCUACAGUUUUUAAGUUUGUUGAGCAACCGGACAAGAACGAAAAACAAUUGGACCAAAGGAGCAAGGUGAAGUUCAAGAUCAUGAGCCUCAAGGUGAAAGAAGGAACAGACUUUGUGCCUGAAUUGUUUGAUGAACAAAAGGAUGAAGUAGUUGUUGAGCGGAUUUUGCGUGUUAUUUUCAUAAAUGCGGAUCGCCCUACCCCAGCAUUGGAAAAACUGAAACAUCAGCUGGCUGAAGCCGAAGCUGAAUUAGAAUUACGGUUACGGAGAAAACCUCAAGUGGAUACUGGUCCAAAAGUUGUGGGCCAAGGGCUUGUUAUUGACGAGUGGAAAGAACGAAGGGAGAAAUACCUUGCUCGACAACAGGUGGAGGCUGUAGAUUUGAUGUGAAGAUUACAUGAUGGAUUUUUUUUAUUAUUAUUAUUACUACUACGUUAUUAUUAUUUUUCAGUUUUAAACGGUAAUAAUAAUGUAAAUUUAUGCUUAUAAAUAAACCGCUUUUACUUUCUUUUCUUUGCAUGUUA
Messenger RNA from Helianthus annuus (common sunflower), 1121 nucleotides. Its product is annotated as vesicle-associated protein 4-1. The transcript has 7 exons. Gene Ontology annotation, cellular component: endoplasmic reticulum membrane; plasma membrane. Gene Ontology annotation, biological process: endoplasmic reticulum membrane organization. Bases 223 to 987 code for a protein of 254 amino acids. Lineage: Eukaryota; Viridiplantae; Streptophyta; Magnoliopsida; Asterales; Asteraceae. The record is from RefSeq and is a predicted model, not a curated record.